AUGCUGUUUUUCGUCCCUUCAUCUCCCUGCUCCGGCCAAUUACGUUGAGCUGGAAGUGUAAGUCAUUCACAUGGUUGUAGUGAAGGUCGGAAGACGGCCGCUUAAAUAACAGGAGAGGCACACGGAGGCUGCAGGAAAUACGCCAUGUCUAAAGCAUCUCGCGCCGCCAAAACUGUAAAGAAAAUCGAUGUGGCGGGAGUGAUUCGUGCGUACGUCAGAGCUGGCCAAGCGGCUCCUGGCCCACCUUUGGGACCCACCUUGGGACAGAGGGGGAUCCCAAUUGGCCAGUUUUGCAAAGAAUUCAACGAGAAGACCAAAGACAUCAAAGAAGGAAUCCCUCUUCCAGUUAAAAUUUGUGUCAAGCCUGACAGGACAUACGACCUGAAAAUUGGGCAACCUCCGGUGUCAUAUUUCUUAAAAUAUGCAGCCGGCAUUGAAAAAGGAGCUACACAAACGGGUCAUGAGGUGGCAGGAAUGGUGACGCUGAAGCAGGUCUAUGAAAUAGCAUUGGUGAAGUCAAAAGAUGAAGCAUUUGUGCUGCGGGAUAUGGAGUUAAAAAAUGUGGUGAAAUCCAUCAUAGGAAGUGCAAGAUCAUUGGGAAUCAAAGUGGUGAAAGACCUUUCAGCAGAGGAAUAUGAAAAGUUUUUAGAAGAGAGGCGACUAUUUCUCCAAGCUGCAGCUGAAGCACAAAACGCAGAGGCCACAGCAACAUCUAAGAAGAAAUGACCUCAAAAUGGAAUGUGACUCUUUGAACUAUGUGAAACUGAAAGGCCCCUCAAAGGACUCCAUCCAUGAUUGAGACAAAGUGGCUUGCAAACCCCCCCCAAAAAACUGUUUUUGGUUAUCGAGAAAAAUGUGCCAGAGAGACCUGAGCAGGGUGUCCCCUGUACUAUGUGUUGUAAUAAAGAAAAUACAGCCAGCUGGCUGAAACUGUUUUCUAA
Spea bombifrons (plains spadefoot toad) is the source of this 941-nucleotide messenger RNA. It is a transcript of the gene MRPL11, whose product is annotated as mitochondrial ribosomal protein L11. Bases 145 to 726 code for a protein of 193 amino acids. Lineage: Eukaryota; Metazoa; Chordata; Amphibia; Anura; Pelobatidae. The record is from RefSeq and is a predicted model, not a curated record. The transcript has 6 exons. Gene Ontology annotation, molecular function: large ribosomal subunit rRNA binding; structural constituent of ribosome. Gene Ontology annotation, cellular component: mitochondrial large ribosomal subunit; ribosome. Gene Ontology annotation, biological process: translation.